AUGGAGCCGCCGAAUCUCUAUCCGGUGAAGCUCUACGUGUACGACCUGUCCAAGGGCCUGGCCCGGCGGCUCAGCCCCAUCAUGUUGGGGAAACAACUGGAAGGCAUCUGGCACACCUCCAUAGUCGUGCACAAGGAUGAGUUCUUCUUCGGCAGUGGUGGUAUCUCCAGCUGUCCACCAGGAAGGACUUUGCUUGGGCCCCCAGAUUCUGUGGUUGAUGUUGGGAGCACAGAAGUCACAGAAGAAAUCUUUCUGGAGUACCUGUCCUCCCUGGGGGAGUCUCUGUUCCGAAGUGAGGCCUACAACAUCUUUGAGAACAACUGUAACACCUUCAGCAACGAAGUGGCACAGUUCCUAACCGGGCGGAAGAUCCCUUCUUACAUCACUGACCUUCCCUCUGAAAUUCUCUCCACGCCCUUCGGACAGGCCCUGAGGCCCUUCCUGGACUCCAUUGCAAUCCAGCCUCCCGGAGGGAGCCCGGUGGGCCGACCCAACGGCCAGAGCUAA
Messenger RNA from Rangifer tarandus platyrhynchus (Svalbard reindeer), 507 nucleotides. Lineage: Eukaryota; Metazoa; Chordata; Mammalia; Artiodactyla; Cervidae. The record is from the annotation of a GenBank genome assembly.